Penicillium hordei is the source of this 795-nucleotide messenger RNA. RefSeq names its product alpha/beta hydrolase. The record is from RefSeq and is a predicted model, not a curated record. The coding region runs from base 1 to 795 and encodes 264 amino acids. Lineage: Eukaryota; Fungi; Ascomycota; Eurotiomycetes; Eurotiales; Aspergillaceae. The transcript has a single exon.
AUGGAUAAACCGACUUUCGUCUUCUCGCUCGGUGCUUGGGUCACUCCCGUCGUUUUCGAUGCCGUGCGUGGCCGUCUGGAUACUCUCGGUUAUCCUUCCGAGUGCCCUGCGCACCCCUCUAUCGGCGCUGAGCCUCCUUCCCUGACAUUGGAAGACGACGUUGCCUCUCUGCGUAGAGUAUUGACGACUCUAGCAGACGAGGGAAAGGACAUUGUUCUUGUGGCAUACUCCUACGGUGGUGUCGUAGCCUCCACAGCUAGCGAGGGGCUGGUGAAGCAUGUUCGCGCAGAGAGCGGGAAGCUCGGAGGCAUUGUGAAGGUAGUCUAUCUGGCUGCAUUUGCACUAGACAAAGGGCAGAGCUUGUUGGGAAUGCUGGGAGGAGACUAUUUGCCCUGGAUGAGGGUCGAGGUUGGCCCAUCCCGCAUCCUAUGGUCGGUAUCGUUGUCCAAGAUCAAGCUGACCAACAGAAAGGGCGACUACGUUUACGCAGACGGCACCGGCAACGUCGGCUGGCAGGACCUGACCUUGGAGGAGCAAGAAAAAUGGAAUCAGACAACAAUGCACACCUCGCGUGCGGUCUUCUCGGGUGAAACCACAUAUGAGCCGUGGUGUGAUAUCCCUUGCUCCUACAUCAUCUGUGAGCAGGAUCUGGCUCUAUCACCAGCUAUCCAGGAGUUCUUUGCCUCGAAAAUGGGCGGGCCUGGCACUACCCACCGGCUACCGAGCUCGCAUUCGCCGUUCUUGAGUAUGCCAGAUCGCCUGGUGGGUGUUCUGGAAGAGAUAGUGAAGGUGUAA